AUGGCUGCAGUAAGUAGACGAUCCAAAGAUGGAAGCAUGCUAGACUCUUUCACCUUUGCAACGCCUGCGGAUCGAGUGGAGCUACCGCGGAUCCGGAAAGACUUUUCCCAGCAAACUUUUGCCAAAUUAAGAAAGGUUGCCUACCUUCCCCAUAGUGAUCGUAUUAUCUGGCUCGGAUACUCUGAGGGACGUUGCGUAACUCUGUGGAAGAGAAGCGAUGAGGUUUCCGAAGUCGUGGAGCCAUUCGACGAACUUUUCAGAUUGGAUCUCGAUGUGGAUCCCUCCGAUAUAUGUUCGCUUUCUUCUGAGGUUACCUGUGCGUCACUCUCUGAUGGGCGUAUAUUAGUUCUCAACAAUAAAGAUGACCAACUAAAAAAGGUCAGCGAGUUUUCUAACGUCCAUGGCAAAGGAAAUUCUCGAGUUCUUUGUGAAUUUGACAACAAUGAUAUUAUUAGUGGAUCGUCCAACGGGUCUCUUGUUAAGGUGGACAUUGAGACCGGGAAUAUCACCGUUAUCUCAAAGGGAAAUUCUGGUGUACGCUCAGUUUGCACUCUUUCUGGCGGUGCACUUCUUGCUUCCGGUCAUUCUGCUGGUCACGUUUUGAUAUGGGACUGCAGAGUAAAGCCAACGAAACCAUGUAUAGUAUGUGUACCAUCAAAACGACGACUUGAUGCAGUCACAACCCUCACGAACCAUCCUGCUCAAGCAAGCUUGUUAUCUUUCGGAACCGAUCUUGGUACCGUUGGAUUUUGCGAUGUGAGAGGCGUUGCACAUGAUUUGGUCACAAAUUCGUUUGACGUCGCCACGACGACAGUUACACAGGUCUCUUUCCAUCCAGAAUGUGGUGACCACCUUGUAUGUGCAUCAGCAGAUGGGAGUUUAGUACACUGGGAUGUUUCUUCCGUCAUUCACGUAAGUCCUUCAAUAUCGUUUUUUCUUUUGCGAUUCGUGGCUUCUGUUGCCGUUCGCUACGAAAUCACUAACAUUUCUUCUGGUACUCGUCAGUCACCGUGGCUGUCCGAAUCGCUGAGUCAGAACGUAGAGUUGGACACGCUACGGUGCCCCUGCUUCGGAGCCGUGAAUGGGUUUGCCAUUAAGGGCACAACUGUCGUAGCUGCGAUCGACAUGUGUAUGUUGUACUCAUAUGAGAACGUCUCUUUCCCAAUAGGGUCUCGCUCACGUACUUAA
Ostertagia ostertagi is the source of this 1188-nucleotide messenger RNA. The record is from the annotation of a GenBank genome assembly. Lineage: Eukaryota; Metazoa; Nematoda; Chromadorea; Rhabditida; Trichostrongylidae.